UUAUUCUUGGGUGCAUUGGGUAUGAUCGACUGAAUAUGCUCAUUAUCGGACUGUGGAGUCCCUGGGGGUGCCGGUGUAUAGUUGGGAUGAGUGUCUUGGGAUCGGGUCUAAGGUGGGUGGUCUCGUAAGCAAUGUUGAUGGGACAGUUUUAAACUUAUGUUUAAUGUACAGGUUUUGUUUACCUUUAUUUUGUACUUGGGGGAUUAUGGCCUCAGUCGUAGGUAAUGACAGUACUAGUGUGUCACCUGUAGUGAACUCAUCAUCUAAGUCGCUUAAAGUGGGUUUCGUUGGUAGUGUCAGGAGAAGUUAGUGGGUUUUGAACAGCUUGUACGCUGGCAGCUUUUCAGGCCUGGUCUCUGCUUCCAAUCUUCAGAUCUGUCACAGAUAGUUUGCAUUCAGUUUUAAAGCAGCUCGGUGAUGUCUGAAUCGCAAGCAAUAAACAACUAGUAGACUUUCCUGUGGGAUGCUCAGUCUAGGCGAAUAAUAAUCCUUGGGAUGUGUAGGUCGUAUUAUCGAAGGAGAGCUUAUGAAGUAGAACUGCGUCGUUUUAUAUGUUUGGCAACAGCGUGUUAAAGAGUCUUGAGGAAACAUACUUAACUCUGCAAACCAUCUACUUUGGCUGGGGUAUUUGUAGAGUCUAUAUUCAUUAUGUAGCAGUGCUGAAAUCAUCUAGCAAUGACAGAUCAGUAGUUUCUUGAAGCUCGUGAUCGGCAAUGUGAAUUGAUCAACCAGGAAUAUCAAUCGCGAAGCUUUGACUACAUAAGACACUAUCAUGGGAUUCUAUGUCCAUACUUCUUCCCUGAAACACUCUUUGAACCUUGAAAAAAAGGAAGUACCUGAAGGAAAAGUCUGUUGAAGACGAUGACAUUUUAGUCUUGUCUCAACUGGCGAUCGCUAGUUUGUUUAAGACCGGUGUAAAUGCAUUUCAAAACCUAGUAUAGUAUGUGAAGCCAAGUGUAUACCUCUGUUGCGGUCUGGGUUCUACCAUUUAUUCUGAUGAAUCUCCAUCAGUAAUGCAAAUUCGCCUUUUUCAAGGAGCAAUCGAGUAUAUCAAUGCCUUCUGAGGUUAUCUCGUUCUUUCUGAGCAUGGCCUUACAGUUACACAGCUGAAGACAGUCGACGUUUGAGCAUUAUGGGUUCCAAAGAGAAUGGAAAGCCCAGUCGACACAAUGGGUUUUUUCCCAGCCUUCCUAAUCGCAGUAGAACCCCACCUAGAAAUCCACCGAUGGUUCCGUUGGCGUCUCUACUAGCCUAUGAGUUAAAAAACGAGAUUGUUGAAAACCCCUUACUGCGGUGUGGACUGGCGUUACAGCCAAGGAAAGGGGAGGAUUUUGCGCUGGUGAAGACGGACUGUCAAAGAAUACCUGGAGACGGUUCUUCGACGUUCGCAGUUUUUGGGAUCUUUGAUGGCCAUAAUGGAUCAGCAGCUGCAAUUUACACCAAAGAAAAUCUUUUGAAUGACGUGAUGAGUGCACUGAGCCCUGGUCUUAAGCGUGACGACUGGUUAGCAGCUCUGCCGCGAGCACUGGUUGCGGGGUUCGUGAAAACUGAUAAAGAGUUCCAAGCUAAAGAGCAAACGUCAGGAACAACUGUUACUUUUGUAGUGAUAGAUGGUUGGACCAUCACUGUAGCUUGUGUUGGAGACUCACGUUGUGUCCUAGACUCACAAGGCGUUGUGACAGACCUUACUGUUGACCACAGACUAGACGACAAUGAGGAAGAGAGGGAACGUGUUAGAGCAGCUGGUGGGGAAGUUGGCAGGCUUAGCAUUGUUGGCGGUGCUGAGAUUGGGCCGUUGAGGGUUUGGCCAGGUGGAUUAUGUCUAUCAAGAUCGAUUGGAGACAUGGACGUAGGGGAAUUUAUAGUCCCUGUUCCUCAUGUAAAGCAGAUAAAGCUAUCAACUAAUGGAGGCAGGCUCAUUAUUGCGUCGGAUGGAGUAUGGGAUGCUUUGACUUCAGAAAAGGCCGCAAAGUGUUGCCGGGGUUUGCUACAACCAGAGGUUGCUGCCAAACAUAUCAUCAAGGAGACACUACGAACUCGAGGCCUAAGGGAUGAUACUACCUGCAUAGUGGUUGACUUGUUACCACCCACUUAUGUUGAACCUCCACCUCCUGUUAUCAAGAAAAAGAGUACCAUAUACAGGAUGUUUCAUUGGAAACAAAAGCAACCUCCACCAUCUCAGCCUGCGUAUGAUGAAAUACCAGUUAUGGAAGAGUUGUUUGAAGAAGGGUCUGCAAUGUUGUCGGAGAGGUUGGGACCUGGAGCCUCUGUCAAUGGAGGGAAUGGCAUGUUCCUUUGUGCAAUUUGUCAAUGUGACAUAGAGGCAAAUGAUGGAAUUUCAGUGCACGCUGGGGCUUUCUUUGCAAGUAAAUCCAGGCCUCUGGAUGGUCCUUUUCUAUGUCGUUCAUGUAAAUGGAAACAGGAGGCCAUGGAAGGCAAACAACCGUCGACACGAGGAGGAGCUUCUAAGUAAGUUGGAAACUCUUGGACUGGACCGUUGCUUGCACGUUUGGAAGGUCUGGAGGUGGCCUUUCUGCAUGGUCUCAUUCCUUUCUACCUGAAUUAAGCCUCAUCAGGUUUUUAAUCGUCUUGGCAACACUGCUGGAAUGAAUGGUGCAGUAAGUGUUGUGCAUCAAGUUUAAUUUGAUGCUAGAAAGUAACUGUUGCAAAUACUGGUAGCAAAGGCCGAUUGGUUUUGGGUGCGUCACAAGUAGGCAAGUUCAAAGCCUGAAAAUUGUAAGCAUACAUACAGCACGUGAUUCAAUUGUAGGCUAGAGUUACGGCGCCAAAGCUCAUCCACAAUAGCUGUUCUAUUCUUGAAUAAAUGACUUGAGUUGUUGGUUUGUCCAUGUUGACAAGAUUUUAUUUUGAAAUUUUAACUUAGAAACUCUUGCGCGGGCUUGACCUGCUAGUCAGAUGGGUUAGAGCGGAAAAAUUGAAUUUUGGCAGGGCAACCAGAUUGUGUUAGUGGGUGCUCUAGAGUAAACUCAGUUUGUUCCCUUCCAUUUUUGGCCACUUCGUGUACAGAACAUUCUUAAGACCCUUAUUAUUUCGAGGGUCCCGACUUCCA
This is a messenger RNA of Physcomitrium patens, 3070 nucleotides long. NCBI's taxonomy places the organism in Eukaryota, Viridiplantae, Streptophyta, Bryopsida, Funariales, Funariaceae. The record is from RefSeq and is a predicted model, not a curated record.